Messenger RNA from Girardinichthys multiradiatus, 1743 nucleotides. Its product is annotated as 5-hydroxytryptamine receptor 3A-like. The record is from RefSeq and is a predicted model, not a curated record. NCBI's taxonomy places the organism in Eukaryota, Metazoa, Chordata, Actinopteri, Cyprinodontiformes, Goodeidae. The transcript is spliced from 9 exons. Bases 109 to 1422 code for a protein of 437 amino acids. Gene Ontology annotation, biological process: monoatomic ion transmembrane transport; nervous system process; signal transduction. Gene Ontology annotation, cellular component: membrane; neuron projection; synapse. Gene Ontology annotation, molecular function: neurotransmitter receptor activity; transmembrane signaling receptor activity; extracellular ligand-gated monoatomic ion channel activity.
AGGAGGCAUUUAAAUGGAUCCAUCUAGGUCUCAUUUACACUUUUGUGUUCCUGUGUUUUGCAAGCAGUUUAUGAAGGUUUACUCAGAUUGAAUGGAAGGCUGAAAGCCAUGGCAGCUCAAUGGAUUCUCGCUUUUCUGAUGUCCACUGCAGGUGUUUGCAGCAGUCAGUCUUCAGAUUGCACAUAUUAUGGUCUACUGGAACACUUAAACCUGACUACAUCAAAUACGGCUCUAGAAAUAAUGCGACCAGUGAAAAACUGGACCACCACCACCGUAGUGGACCUGGCGAUGGUGUUGUACGGCAUUUUAGGGGUUGAUGAGAAGUCUCAAACUGUCACGAGUCACAUCUGGUCCACAAUGUAUUGGACAAAUGAAUUUCUAACCUGGAAUUGCUCGAACUUCUGCGGGAUAAACGAGCUGUCUAUUCCAAGAUCGAAGAUUUGGAUCCCGGAUAUAACCAUUGAACAGGAUGCCUCUGAUAGCGGCAGCAUCCUUGAAGAUCCUUGGGUCAACCUGAAUCCCAACGGUUCAAUGUUUACGUUUUCCCGCCAGAAGCUGACCUUCACCUGCCGCUUCAACCUCUACAAGUUCCCCUUCGAUGUGCAACGUUGCAACAUCACAUUUGUAUCAAUGAGUGCUGACGUGAACACCUUGGUUUUCAGAUCAGUCAAAGAUUACCUGAACCUGAUGGUUCUGUCAAAGCGGUAUAUGGUCACUCAAGGCGAAUGGGACCUUAGAGACAUGGAAUUUCUCCAGGAUCAUAUAACCAACGGAGAGAGAAACCACAGCACACUUGUUUACAUUGUGACGCUCCAGAGAAAGCCUUUUCUUUAUGUCAUAAACUUCAUCAUUCCCCUGGUGUACUUACUGGUCCUGGAUUUGGCUUCCUUUUUUAUUUCUGUGGAUUUGGGUGAAAAGUUUGGCUUUAAAGUGACAGUGCUCCUGUCCAUUUCUGUCUUAUUGCUGAUUCUGAAGGACAUUUUGCCCUCCACAGAAGUAGACCUUCCAAUUAUCGCCAACCUCUGUGCUGCAGUGUUCACCCUGGUAUGGCUCAGUGUGCUUGAAUCCAUUCUGGUGAGCUUCCUCUUUAAUCUGGACCAUUGUUGUGAUAAACAAAGUAAGACGUGUGCUGAGGGCAAAAGAUUUAUGAAGAGAACCAAAGGUCACAAAGAGGUCAAUGAAGAGACUGGACACCUUAAACCAGAGCAGAGGAUUUUUCCUCUGGGUCAACUCGGUGAUGUUGGUCUUCUGAAACUGAUCCUGGAUGAAGUGAAGGCAGCUCGACAGGAAGCUGGACGUCAGAGGAAGCCUGGAUGCUGCAGAAGAGUGGCUAAAAUCAUUGACAACUUGUUCUUUGUUGGAUAUCUUUUGACUUUUGUAGCAUUUGUAAGGUAUAUAUGUGUUGGAUGGAUUGAAUUUUGAAUUUUAUUUGGAUUUUGUAGACUGGGUUUUCUGCUUGGGAUCCGUCUGGGGACAAAAUACGAUAUUUUACAUUAGAUUUUUCUCAUAGUUUUAGAAUAUAAACAUCUUUUCUUCUCUUUUUAAGUGCCUCACCAUAAAAAGUUGCACAUAUGAAAUGUAUGUAAGGAUUAUAUAUUACUUUAAAAUCAGCAUUAGAAUAAUUUUGUUCGACAUGCAGAGACAUAUUUCCACGCUAACAAAUAGAACAAAAAAAACAAAAAAACAAUUCAAUUUAAUUUAAUUAUAACAAUAGUAACCUAUGUGUUUUUAUUUCUGUCUUUG